UAAGGAUAAAUUGUCCAAUUAAGAAAUGACACCUAAAUUAUUUUUACUCUUAACUUAAUAACCAACUACCUGUGCCUGCAAUGGGGACUUUUUUAUCCAAGUACACAAAACCACCCAAACCCAUGGAGAAGGAGGUGAAGAAGAAGGUGAAGAAGAAGGUGAAGAAGAAGGUGGAGAAGAAGGUGGAGAAGAAGGUGAAGAAGAAGGUGAAGAAGAAGGUGGAGAAGAAGGUGGAAAAGAAGGUGGAGAAGAAGGUGAAGAAGAAGGUGAAGAAGAAGGUGGAGAAGAAGGUGGAGAAGAAGGUGGAGAAGAAGGUGAAGAAGAAGGUGGAGAAGAAGAUGGAGAAGAAGGUGGAGAAGAAGAUGAAGAAGAAAGACCAGCCACUGCCCUAAAGCCUCCAUCUUGCUGUAUAUCUAUUACUGUAUUC
Messenger RNA from Vidua macroura (Pin-tailed whydah), 427 nucleotides. RefSeq names its product hepatoma-derived growth factor-related protein 2-like. NCBI's taxonomy places the organism in Eukaryota, Metazoa, Chordata, Aves, Passeriformes, Viduidae. The record is from RefSeq and is a predicted model, not a curated record. The transcript is spliced from 2 exons. Bases 81 to 392 code for a protein of 103 amino acids.